This is a messenger RNA of Solanum tuberosum (potato), 1923 nucleotides long. RefSeq names its product pentatricopeptide repeat-containing protein At4g21190. Gene Ontology annotation, molecular function: protein binding. The coding region runs from base 733 to 1575 and encodes 280 amino acids. The record is from RefSeq and is a predicted model, not a curated record. NCBI's taxonomy places the organism in Eukaryota, Viridiplantae, Streptophyta, Magnoliopsida, Solanales, Solanaceae. The transcript has 3 exons.
GUCCAUCUAUAUUCAUAUUUUCUACUUGAUCUCAAAGUUAAAAGACAGGUUACAAUGUUGCCGCACUUUUCGUUUCUUUAUUAACUUGCUUUCUUGACAACACACCACAGCAAGCAACACCUCCGGUCACUUCAGUCCACUGCCGGUUGCCGGCGAUUACCAGCCUGCAGGUAAGGUGUUUGACGAAUUGUUUGAGUGAUAAGUUCAGUCGUUGGUGAAGUCUGAGUAACCAAGAUACACGAGGAGUUGAUUGUAAGCAAAUGUUGGGUGGUUUUGGGUUGGUCCUCAAAAUGAAAAUUUUCCACAAUUCAGAUAAGCAGUCUUUUGGCAUUGUAUUGAAUGACUGUCAUCUUAAAAAUGAAAAUGUGACCGUCUCUGGUGACUAAAUUUUGUUUUUGGAGAGGAGUUUAAUCACAUUGCGUGACUGCUAUCUUGUGUUGGGUUUAAAUAAGGUGUGAAUGGGAAAUGUGGGGAACUAAGUAAGGGGAAAAUGAAAAGUCAUUUCUCACUCAUUGGUAGAAGAGAGGAAAAGUUUUGUGCUUAUAUUAGAAAACACAUGCUAUGACUCCUAAGGAUUAAGUAGAGGUGCCCCUAGCACCGUCAUCGUCGCUCGGCUCGACCUCAGCUUUGGUUUUGACAAAUUAUGUGAUUAAUUAAUUAAUUUGCGAAUGGACAUUUCCUAUCCCAAAAUGCCUGUUCUAAAUAGAUGAGUCUGUUCUAAACAGGCUGCAUAUGAUGUCCAAAUUAGCAAUAAUUACAAGACUGGCUAGACAAAUUAGUCAGCUUACAGUGAAUAGAACUUCCGUCCUCACUUGCAGUUACAGUACAGAUGUGCGACAUUCAACCUCCAACAGGGGUGAUGGAGAGACAACAGGGUCCUUUGGUUAUCGAUUUGGCUAUAAAUCUCUCUCUUCCCUUGCAGGAAAACCCAUUGGCAACUCCAAGCCCCAAGUAGGAGAAAAUGUUUCAAGGAAGGACAAGAUUAGCUUUCUUGUAAAUACACUUCUUGAUCUAAAGGAUAGUAAGGAAGCUGUAUAUGGUGCACUUGAUGCUUGGGUUGCAUGGGAGCGGAAUUUCCCCAUUGGAUCCCUAAAGCAGGUAUUGCUCAAACUAGAGAAAGAGCAACAAUGGCAUAAAAUUGUUCAGGUUAUUAAGUGGAUGUUAAGCAAGGGUCAGGGAAAUACAAUGGGGACAUAUGAGCAGUUAAUUAAAGCACUGGAUAUGGAUCACAGAGCAAAAGAGGCACAUGAGUUUUGGAACAAGAAAAUCGGUUCUGAUCUGCAUUCUGUGCCCUGGCGGUUAUGUAGUCUUAUGAUUUCUGUAUAUUAUCGUAAUCAUAUGCUUGAGGAUCUUAUUAAGCUAUUCAAAGGCUUAGAAGCAUUUGAUCGGAAACCUCCUGAUAAGUCCAUUGUACAGAAAGUAGCUGAUACAUAUGAGGUGCAAGGCAAUCUCGAUCAGAAGGAUCGCUUACUAGAGAAGUACAAAGACUUGUUUACAGAGACAUGGAAUGGAAAUCCAAAGGGAUUGAGAGGAUCUCGACCCCAAAGAAAAGAAAAACAGGCACAGGAAGAUUAAGGGUUAUAUCAAAUAUGUUAGUAUGCAGGUGUUCGAUAUCAGGUUUAUCAAUAUUUUUCAGAGAUGUUAUCUUGGUGCGUUUGAAAUUCAUUUGUUACACUGUCAAGAAUCAAGCAGAACCCCCUGCAGGACAAUGGGAGCCUGUGCGACCAUGCAUUCGCCCGGUGUAAGUUUAGUUGAAACUUUUAGAUACUAUUCAGAUCAAACUGCUAUGCUUUUAUGUAGUUUAAGCAUUUUAUGGUGCUUGUCUAUGGAGCUAGAAGAUGCGAUUGAAACAUUUACGUAAACGAAAAAAAACAGAAUGGUGUUCAUGUUUUGAGAUUGAUGAAAUUCCAGUUCUUGAUUAUA